CAACAACGAAAUGGCAGCCUCCUGUUUAGUAAAUUAACACACGGUCCAAGCUGAUACACGAGCACCUCGCUUACAAGACGAAAACCCCCGGACACUGCCACCAUGUCUCCGAAGAUCACAGGAGAGCUGCUCAGGCAGCUUCGCCAGGCGAUGAAGAAUUGUAAGUUCUUCUCUGAGCCCAUACAGGCGUACAUCGUCCCUUCUGGAGAUGCACACCAGAGUGAAUACAUUGCACCGUGUGACUGCAGGCGUGAGUUUAUCUGUGGAUUUAAUGGCUCUGCAGGCACGGCCAUCGUCACAGAGCAGCACGCUGCCAUGUGGACCGACGGGCGGUAUUUCCUCCAGGCCACUCAGCAGAUGGACAACAACUGGACCCUGAUGAAGAUGGGGCUGAAGGAAACCCCCUCCCAAGAGGACUGGCUGAUCAGCAUCCUGCCAGAGAAUUCCAAAGUGGGAGUGGAUCCUUGGAUCAUCGCUGCUGACCAAUGGAAGAACAUGUCCAAGGCGCUGACCAGCGCCGGCCACUCGCUGGUGGCCGUGCAGGAUAACCUGAUCGAUGCCGUCUGGAUGGACCGCCCAGAGAGGCCCAGCACACAGCUGCGCACCAUGGGCUUAGAGUACACCGGUAUUUCCUGGCAAGACAAGGUCACAGCCCUGCGAGCCAAGAUGUCAAAGAGGAAACUCAACUGGUUCGUUGCCACGGCGUUGGAUGAGAUUGCAUGGCUUUUUAACCUCCGUGGUGCCGACAUAGAGUACAACCCUGUGUUCUUUGCGUAUGCCAUCGUGGGGAUGAACACAAUAAGGCUUUUUGUGGACCUCAAGCGUCUCUCCGACCCCGCGUUGAGAGAACACCUGCAGCUGGACGCCCCCAGCGAGCCUGAGCUGAGCAUCAGUACGUUCCCGUACGAGUCGGUCUACACGGAGCUGCAGGCCAUCUGCGCGGCACUCGGCCCCAAGGACCGGGUGUGGAUCUGUGACAAGGCCAGUUGUGCUCUCACACAGGUCAUCCCCAAGGCCAACCGGUCUCCGAUUCCCUACACCCCCCUCUGCCUCGCCAAGGCGGUGAAGAACGCAGCUGAGAUCCAAGGCAUGAAAACGGCCCAUAUUAAGGAUGCAGUUGCCCUUUGUGAACUCUUUGCUUGGUUGGAAAAGGAGAUUCCAAAAGGUGCGGUAACGGAAAUCUCAGCCGCCGAUAUGGCAGAAGAAUUACGCAGUCAACAGAAAGAUUUCGUCGGCCUCAGUUUCCCCACAAUUUCCAGCGUCGGUCCCAACGGAGCAAUCAUACAUUACAGACCUCUGCCGGAAACCAACAGAACCCUCUCUGUGAACGAAGUUUACCUGAUCGACUCUGGAGCUCAAUAUGUUGAUGGGACCACAGACGUCACGCGCACCGUGCACUUUGGGACGCCAUCAGCUUAUGAGAAGGAAUGCUUCACCUACGUAUUGAAGGGACACAUAGCUGUCAGUGCUGCUGUUUUCCCCAACGGAACUAAAGGCCACCUGUUGGAUUCCUUUGCCCGUGCGGCUCUGUGGGAGUCGGGGCUGGACUACCUUCACGGUACGGGCCACGGCGUGGGCUGCUUCCUCAACGUCCACGAGGGGCCGUGCGGCAUCAGCUACAAGACCUUCGCCGAUGAACCCCUGGAGGCCGGCAUGAUCGUCAGUGACGAACCUGGGUACUAUGAAGAUGGAGCUUUUGGCAUUCGUCUUGAAAACGUGGUCCUUGUCGUACCGGCCAAGACCAAAUACAACUACAGAAACCGAGGUAGCCUGACAUUUGAGCCCCUCACUCUGGUUCCUAUCCAAGUCAAGAUGAUGAGCAUCGAGCUGCUCACUCAGAAGGAGCGUGACUGGGUGAAUGAGUACAACAGGAAGUGCCGUGACGUGAUUGGAGCAGAGAUGGAGAGGCAAGGCAGCAAGGAGGGACUUGAGUGGCUGAUCAGAGAGAGCCAGCCAAUCGUCUGAGGACGUGACUCCCAGGAGCACCUUGUGAUGAAUUGCUCCGCGUGAUACCCGUUGUAUUCUCAUCUUUCUCAGUGUCUCACACUUGGCUUCUUUUGUAAAGCACGUUGUAUCGGCAGUUUUAUUAAAGAUCAUUUUAAGAAAAAUCAAGAAAGAACUUUCAAAUGUUGCUACUUUGUGUCAAAUGAGCUUUUCUUGGAUUACUACUAGUUUAAUGUUCAGGCGUUUAAGAGUAUUCAGAUGAGGAAGAAACUUUCUUAUGAUGUAACAAAUAUAAAGUGAAGAAAGUAAAUCCCAAAAGAGCAUAACAUCAGUAUGUACAGUAUUAAAGACUAUCCCUUAUUGACCCUCUAUUUCACUAGAACCAUAAUCCUGUAUUUACAUUUUACUCCUUCAAAAUAAAAAGGCACCCUGUGUGUUCUGUUCACAGUCA
This is a messenger RNA of Pseudoliparis swirei, 2395 nucleotides long. Its product is annotated as xaa-Pro aminopeptidase 1-like. The record is from RefSeq and is a predicted model, not a curated record. The transcript has 20 exons. Gene Ontology annotation, molecular function: metalloaminopeptidase activity. Lineage: Eukaryota; Metazoa; Chordata; Actinopteri; Perciformes; Liparidae. Bases 103 to 1965 code for a protein of 620 amino acids.